Messenger RNA from Verticillium alfalfae VaMs.102, 417 nucleotides. RefSeq lists its product with no specific name. The transcript is spliced from 2 exons. Bases 1 to 417 code for a protein of 138 amino acids. NCBI's taxonomy places the organism in Eukaryota, Fungi, Ascomycota, Sordariomycetes, Glomerellales, Plectosphaerellaceae. The record is from RefSeq and is a predicted model, not a curated record.
AUGUCGCGGUCCGUACCCUAUCUGACAGCGGUCGCUACCGGCGUCAUCGGCGCAGCUUGGACCUCUGGCGCCAUCGCCGGCCUCUCCAUCAUCGGCUGCCCGGCAGCCCUCGACUUCCCGCACCACCUCUCGGCUGGCGUCUGGCGAGGCUUGUAUGAGCACGGCCUUGCUGCCAUGCCCAAGUUUGCCGCCACCACGGCGGCCGUGUACCUGUACGCCGCCUUCGAGGGCCGGCGGCGCACCACCACCAGCAGCGGCGCGGCAAGGGGAAUGCCUUUCUCGGCUUCGUCGCCGCCGCGGCCGCUCACCGUGUCGAUCGUCCCUUUUACCGUUGCCUUCAUGAGCGAGACGAACCGGGAGCUCCUCCUUGCUGCUGGGGAUCCGAGCCCCGCAGCAGGCGACGGAGAGGAUCGUUGA